This is a messenger RNA of Phytophthora infestans T30-4, 375 nucleotides long. RefSeq lists its product as uncharacterized. The record is from RefSeq and is a predicted model, not a curated record. Lineage: Eukaryota; Oomycota; Peronosporomycetes; Peronosporales; Peronosporaceae. The transcript is spliced from 3 exons. The coding region runs from base 1 to 375 and encodes 124 amino acids.
AUGGACCAGCGCAAUACCCCGUACGGCAUGCCCGCUGGCCGCGGGGGAAUGCAGCAGCACUACAGCAUGCAGGACAUGAUGUUCGAUCCGCUACCCAUGAACAACGGCAUGUUCCACCAGCCCCAGGGCGUCGGUGGCCACAUGAUGCACCAGCAGCAUCCAGGAGCUCGCGGUGGAGGCAUGCAGGUCCUUGGCGGCCUGAUGCCGCAGCAGGGGAUUAUAGCGCCCGAAGACGAUCUGGACGACCUCAUGACCGCACUGGGAGACCCCGUGGGCAUGAGCGCGCAGCAGCAGAACAUGGGGCAGAUGUCCAGUCACGUCUACGAUCAACGCCACUUAUGCAGCAGAACGGCAUACCCAACUCCAUGCACAUGA